Molecule: messenger RNA, 2433 nt
Organism: Spodoptera exigua (beet armyworm)
Lineage: Eukaryota; Metazoa; Arthropoda; Insecta; Lepidoptera; Noctuidae
Source: the annotation of a GenBank genome assembly
AUGAUGGCGAUAACAUGCGACUGCCCUAUGAUGCAGCCGGGCCCCACGCUGGCGGCCACCUGCGGAGGAGGUGCCUUCAUGCUGUUCAUGGGCCUGCUCGAAGUAUUCCUGAGGAGUCAGUGCGAUCUUGAAGACCCUUGUGGAAGAGCACAGUACCGUCGUCACAUGGACUCAGUAUAUGACUUCAUAGUGGUGGGAGGAGGGUCAGCAGGUUCCGUGGUGGCAGCCCGACUGUCCGAGGUACCGGAGUGGAGAGUACUACUGCUGGAAGCUGGAUUUGACGAGCCGACUGGAGCUCAAGUGCCGUCAAUGUUCCUGAACUUCAUUGGGUCGAGCAUCGACUGGGGCUACCAGACGGAACCUGAGCCAGCUGCUUGUCUCGGAGAAACUGAUCGCAAGUGCUACUGGCCUAGAGGCAAGCAACUAGAAGCCAUAGUAGCACCACAGAAGCAAGGAGACGAUUACAAGUACUAUACGGUCAUUGCAAAACUGCCAAAAGAAGAAAUAAUACAGGUUAGUGACCUCAUUACUUGCCCACCGCCAAUAGAAAAGUACAAGGCUAUCAAAGAACGCCUAAUCAGUUGCUAUGAGGAAUCAGACCAACGUCAGCUCCAAAAAUUAUUGUCUGAAAUGGAUCUCGGCGACCAGAAACCAUCACAUCUUCUGCGCAAGAUGCGGACCCUGAGUAACGGAAAUAUCAGCGACGAAACCAUCAAACUUCUAUGGUUGAGGCUUCUGCCACCAUCAGUGACUUCGGUUCUAGCAGUCACAGAAGACAUAGAUGUGAACAAGAUGAGCCAGAUCGCGGACAAGAUAUUAAUAAAUUCAACACGUACAGAGGUGUCAGCUGUAAACGGAAACAAAUCUGGCGACGAUACAAUGUCAUGCAUACUAGCACAGGUCCUCGGAGGUACAUCAGUAAUGAACGGCAUGAUGUAUAUGCGAGGCUCCCGCAAGGACUACGACAGCUGGGCAGCAGCCGGCAACGAGGGCUGGUCCUAUGAAGAAGUACUGCCUUACUUCUUGAAGUCAGAAGACAACAAGCAGGUCAAGGAAAUGGAUCAAGGAUACCACGCCACUGGAGGACCGCUUACAGUCGCACAGUUCCCAUACCAUCCGCCUCUGAGUUACAGCUUGGUGAAAGCAGGAGAAGAAUUGGGAUACAAACAACGUGAUCUGAACGGUAUCCACCACACUGGCUUCUCAAUCGCCCAAACUACCAACCGCAAUGGCUCCCGGCUAAGUGUCGCCCGUGCCUUCUUGCGUCCAGCCAAGAACCGCCCCAACCUCCACGUCAUGCUGAACGCCACCGCCACUAGAGUACUUAUCAACCAGACCACCAGACAAGCUUAUGCUGUCGAAGUCAGGAACAGCUUUGGGGGCACCGAAGUUAUUUUUGCUAACAAUGAGAUUAUUUUGAGUGCUGGUGCAGUUGCCUCUCCUCAAAUCCUGCAGCUGAGCGGUGUUGGUGAUCCCAAAGUACUUUCCCGUGCUGGCGUGAAGCUAGUGCACAACCUGCCCGGCGUGGGCCGCAACCUGCAUAACCAUGUCGCUCACUUCCUGAACUUCCAAGUCAAUGACAACAACACCACUCCCCUCAACUGGGCCACUGCCAUGGAGUACCUGCUCUUCAGAGACGGACUUAUGUCAGGAACUGGAAUCUCUGAAGUAACCGCCUUCAUCAACACAAAGUACUCAGACCCUGCGGAAGACAACCCUGACAUCCAGCUGUUCUUCGGGGGCUUCCUGGCAGACUGCGCGAAAACUGGCAUGGUUGGAGAGAGGCUAGACAACGGCUCCAGGAGUAUUCAGAUCAUACCUACAGUAUUGCAUCCUAAGAGUAGAGGACGGUUGGAGAUCAGAUCUGCUGAUCCGUUUGAAUACCCCAAGAUCUAUGCCAAUUACCUAACUCAUCCAGAUGACGUGAAAACCUUAGUGGAGGGUAUCAAGUUCUCCCUCAAGUUAGCUGAAACUAAAGCCUUGAAGAGAUACGGAGUCAAAUUGGACAAGACCCCGGUAAAAGGAUGCGAGAAGUUCAAAUUCGGAUGUGAUGCAUACUGGGAGUGCGCUGUGAGGAUGCAGACCGCGCCUGAGAACCAUCAAGCAGGAUCCUGUAAGAUGGGACCGAGAGGAGAUCCUUCUGCUGUUGUUGAUAACCUGCUGCAGGUUCAAGGCAUAGACAGGUUACGAGUGGCAGAUGCAAGUGUGAUGCCGGCCGUGACGUCAGGCAACACCAACGCGCCCACCAUUAUGAUCGGAGAGCGAGUCUCAGACUUCAUCAAGCAGCGCUGGUUAGGAAUAACCAAUGUAAGUAUGAAAGGAGAUGAUACUGAAAACGAUAGAGCCCCGUACCCCGUCCCGCACGGCGGUCUGUCCAACGUACUACAGGCGAGCGACUCCCAGCCACAGCUGGCGUGGCAGCAGUGGGGUUGA